Messenger RNA from Nilaparvata lugens (brown planthopper), 1804 nucleotides. RefSeq lists its product as uncharacterized. Bases 189 to 1367 code for a protein of 392 amino acids. The record is from RefSeq and is a predicted model, not a curated record. NCBI's taxonomy places the organism in Eukaryota, Metazoa, Arthropoda, Insecta, Hemiptera, Delphacidae. Gene Ontology annotation, molecular function: ubiquitin binding. The transcript is spliced from 4 exons. Gene Ontology annotation, biological process: ubiquitin-dependent protein catabolic process via the multivesicular body sorting pathway. Gene Ontology annotation, cellular component: ESCRT I complex.
AAAUCGAAUUUGUCAUUCUGCAAGAAGUUAUGAGUAUUUUAUCAAUUCUAUCCAUAAAUUAAUUAUGUUUUAGUGUUUUGAACGCUUUGUACAUCACAGUUUUCUUUGAAAUAUCAUGGGGAUCUUCCUGUCUGUGUUAUAACAACUAAAAGAUCAUAGAUGCUGUAAAUAUCUUCACAACAUCAAAAAUGUAUCACAGCAGGAUUGAGCCUGAUAAACAAUCUUCUUACAUGGAUGGGAUACCGGUCAAAAUCAGUGAACUUUACAAGCCUCCCAAGAAAAUUACAUUGCCUUUGGGAAUAGUUAAUAGACAGCCUAUUGAGCAUUUUGAAGAGUAUGACUUCCGUUUGGAGAGAAGCACUGCUGAGAAGAUGUCAAGGCUCCGAGAACUGAAGGAGGCAAACAAAGAGAAACGUCGACAACGAUUAGAGGCCGAAAAUAAACGAUUGGAGGAGCUGAAGAAAGCAGAAGAUACAAAACAAACAGAAACUAGACAAGACAGUGACAGUACCCCAACACAAGAAACUGAAAACCUGAAGAAAAUUAGUGAACCUGAGAAAAUUAGUGAAGGAGCAUCGUAUGUGGUUCCGAUUUGUGCGAAAACUAGCAAAGGAGCAUCAUAUGUGAACCCAAUGUGUGCUACUGAACAUAAUAUGUUGACACCUGUACCUGUUAAUCUCCCUGUACCCGUUCAAUCAAUCAGCAAUUUCAACCCAAUCAAGAGCAAUCAACACUUCAACAUCUCAGAUUUUGAAUCUGAUUCAAGUCCUUUCGACAAUAUGGAACUGAAAACUCUGAAUGAUAUUGCUGAGCUGGCAUCUGUACUGCAGCCUAACAAUGAUGUCCCAAAACCGACCUAUCAAAACUACCAGUCCACAGAUAAUCGCAAAGUCCCAAAACCCUCCUAUCAUACCUACCAGUCUCCAGAUAAUCAAGAUGUCCCAAAACCGACUUAUCAAAACUACCAGUCCCCGGAUAAUCGAGAUGUCCCAAAACCGACUUAUCAAAACUACCAGUCCCCGGAUAAUCAAGAUGUCGCAAAACCGACUUAUCAAAACUACCAGUCCACGGAUAAUCGAGAUGUCACAAAACCGACCUAUCAUACCUACCAGUCCAUGGAUAACAAUCAAGAUGUCCCAAAACCCUCCUAUCAUACCUACCAGUCCACAGAUAAUCAAGAUGUCGCAAAACCGACCUAUCAUACCUACCAGUCCACGGAUAACAAUCAAGAUGUCCCAAAACCCUCCUAUCAUACCUACCAGUCCACGGAUAAUCGAGAUGUCACAAAACCGACCUAUCAUACCUACCAGUCCACAGAUAAUCAGAUGUCCCAAAACCUACCUAUCAUACCUACCAGUCACGGAUAACAAUCAAGAUGUCCCAAAACCCUCCUAUCAUACCUACCAAGAUAAUAAUCAGCUGUACAAUCACCAGAGCUACCCUAUAAACAUUCCAGAACGUUCAUACAACAACGGGUAACCUGGUACCAAACAACGGAUAUACCUAUGGGAAUAUGUUCAACAAUACCUCGGUUAGUGAUCCAAAUCCUACGUUUGGGAUCAACAACAAAGAGUUAGUUACUCCAGUACUCUGACAACCACAGCGUUGGGGUACAAGUCCAUAUACGACUGAACCAGGUGUCUAUACCUCCCAGAACAGUGAUAUUAAUGCAGUGAGGCCUAAAAUUGGUGAAUAUAGACUCAACGUUGGUGAGAAUACAGUGUAUUCAAGUGAUUAUAGAGUUAAACUUGGAGAAAGUGCGGGAUAUUCAAGUGACUAUAGACCUAACUCACAAGAAAUACAG